Messenger RNA from Octodon degus (degu), 3138 nucleotides. RefSeq names its product methionine adenosyltransferase 1A (gene Mat1a). Gene Ontology annotation, cellular component: cytosol. Lineage: Eukaryota; Metazoa; Chordata; Mammalia; Rodentia; Octodontidae. Gene Ontology annotation, molecular function: ATP binding; methionine adenosyltransferase activity. The record is from RefSeq and is a predicted model, not a curated record. Gene Ontology annotation, biological process: S-adenosylmethionine biosynthetic process. The transcript has 9 exons. Bases 232 to 1422 code for a protein of 396 amino acids.
GUGUCACUCAGGAGCAAGCUCUGACCAGCGGAGGGAGUGACACAUCCUUCUCCACCUGCACCUUCCCAUCUCACCCAUCUUCACCUUGCUGUCAGUGCCCCCAGGCAGUAGGCAGGAGCCCUCCCUGUGCCUCUGCCAGAGAUAAGCUUGUUGAGUUGGUAGAGAAAAGCUUGGGCGAAGCCACAACAUUGACACUGUUACCUUGGAAAAGGAGUGGAGAAAGGUGAGACAAUGAAUGGACCUGUGGAUGGCUUAUGUGACCAUUCUCUAAUUGAAGAAGGAGCCUUCAUGUUCACUUCAGAGUCUGUAGGAGAGGGACAUCCAGAUAAGAUCUGUGACCAGAUCAGCGACGCAGUUCUAGAUGCUCACCUCAAGCAAGACCCCAAUGCCAAGGUGGCCUGUGAGACAGUGUGCAAGACAGGCAUGGUGCUGCUGUGCGGGGAGAUCACCUCCAUGGCCAUGGUAGAUUACCAGCGUGUGGUGCGGGAUGCCAUAAAACACAUUGGCUACGAUGACUCUGCCAAGGGCUUUGACUUCAAGACCUGCAAUGUGCUGGUGGCUUUGGAGCAGCAGUCCCCGGAUAUUGCCCAGUGUGUCCACCUAGACAAAGAUGAAGAGGAUGUUGGUGCUGGAGACCAGGGCUUGAUGUUCGGCUACGCCACCGACGAGACGGAGGAGUGCAUGCCCCUCACCAUCGUCCUGGCACACAAGCUCAAUGCCCGCAUGGCGGAGCUGCGGCGCACUGGUGCCCUGCCCUGGCUGAGGCCGGACUCCAAGACCCAGGUGACAGUUCAGUACACGCAGAAAAGUGGCGCCGUGAUUCCUGUGCGUGUCCACACCAUCGUCAUCUCCGUGCAGCACAAUGAGGACAUCACACUGGAGGACAUGCGCAAGGCUCUGAAAGAGCAGGUGAUCAAGGCUGUGGUGCCUGCCAAGUAUCUGGAUGAGGACACCAUUUACCACCUGCAGCCCAGCGGGCGCUUUGUCAUCGGUGGUCCCCAGGGGGAUGCGGGUGUCACUGGCCGCAAGAUCAUUGUGGACACCUAUGGUGGCUGGGGCGCUCAUGGUGGCGGGGCUUUCUCUGGAAAGGACUACACCAAGGUGGACCGCUCAGCAGCCUACGCUGCCCGCUGGGUGGCUAAGUCCCUGGUCAAGGCCGGUCUGUGCCGGAGAGUGCUUGUGCAGGUGUCCUAUGCCAUUGGAGUGGCAGAGCCGCUGUCCAUUUCCAUCUUUACCUAUGGAACCUCGGAGAAGACAGAGCAGGAGCUACUAGAGGUGGUGAAUAGGAACUUUGACCUCCGGCCGGGUGUCAUUGUCAGGGAUUUGGACUUGAAGAGGCCCAUCUACCAGAAGACAGCCUGCUAUGGCCAUUUCGGACGGAGCGAGUUCCCCUGGGAGGUGCCCAAGAAGCUUGUGUUUUAGAGCUGGCUGGUGUGGGCCUGACCUUGUGCUGCACACUCUCUUCAAGAUCCCAGAUGCUGUGUUCCCCCACCCCCUCCUGGCAUCAUGCCCACCCUGACUCUGCCCUUCCUGGCACAUCCUAGCCCUCUCCUCUUCCCUACCCUGCUAUCACCAUGGAUGCUGGGGGAGGGCAGGUAGCUUCUGGGUGCUCAGGGUACUUGUGAGUAAUGCCAUAAUGUCCCCCGCCUAUCUCAGAGCAGGGCAGUGUUGAUUCUGUGGGAGGGUUACCCUCACCAAGACAAAAUCUUCUCCCUCAGCCGUCACACAAUCCAGACCUGACUUCUGUGGCCCAGACACACCAAGCCCCCUUUUCAUAUGUGUGGCCAGUACUAUGGCCAAAGCCUUGGCCAAGCCCUACCCAUGGUGGACAUCUGAUGUCUUGUGAGCAACUGUUGGGUACAAGGGGCCAUGACAAUGAGCAAUCUCAUGUCUCCUUCCUUUGAACACGAUGAAGUGGUACCUUUUAGCUAUCAUAGAGUCCCACAGCUACACAUGUCAGGCUAGAAAUGGGCCCCCACUAUGGCAAAGCAGACUAGGACAAGGCUGUGGACCUGGUCCAGGCCUGAGCCCGGGUUGACUGAAAGUCAGGCAGUGAACCCGCUGCUCUUGGCAAGGCCAGUGUGAUAUUAUGUAUGAAAAUCUGCAGAUCCAGGGUGGAACCAAGAGCCAGUUUCACUAACUUGCUUGUCCUGGAAGAGACUCCAGAGCAGGCUGAGCAGUGUGGCCCUUCAGGUUGGGCUAGAGUUUGGGAAGCAGUCCCAUAACCUCAGCUUGCUCAUCUCUCAGACAUGUGGAUUGGGCUGUGGACCUCUGGAGCAUGUGGUCCAGGUGACAUCCACUGCCUCCAGGGAUCCCCUGGGGCAGGCACGGUAGCUUAUCCCAGCACAGUGUCCCUUGAGUGAAGGCUGAGACCUGUGACCUUUGAGUCCUUCCCCUUGGUGAUACUGUGGGUAAGUAGGGGCUCCUUUGGUUCCCCUUCCAGAGAGGCCAGUCCUGAGACCUAUGUGCCUUAUGGUCAUAGUACCCAGGAGCAGGGCUGCCUCUGGGUAGUGGACAAGGUGCCUAAUGUAUGGGGACAUUUCUGCCUUUGCCUGCUGGCUGCAGGAGGACACAUCUGCUCCCAAGAGGCCUGCAUGGGCCUUGGUCUACCAUGGCCUUGGAAGCCACAAAUGCUUCUGACUUUUCAUUGGUGGCUGGUGCCACAUGCCUUAUCUAUCCUCACCCUGAGCCCUGGGUGGCAGGCCUCAGUCCCCUUGCUAGCAGGCAGUCAGGACCCCAGCUCAGGAAGGGUCCUCCGUGGCUCUGGGGGAAUGCUGGGACCUAGUCUCUUCCCAAGGUGCACAGCACUGAUUCUGGCUGCAAGAGUCUGCCUGGCAGCCUUAACUGGGUCACAGGAACUUUGAUCUGGGCCUUGGCUGCCUCCACCACCUGAGCAUCUGUGAGACUCAGGUGCUCUGGUCUUUCUCAGGGCUGCUGUCUGUGUAGCAGCUUCAGCACCCUUGCAGCACAGGGAGGGCUGGGCUCACCAGUGUGAGUUCCUCCAACAUGGGCUGUUCUGAAAUGGAAACCUCCCCUUCCCCUGCAGAAAAGAUCUUUUUGGCCUACACUGUGCAUAUGAAUCUAAAGCCUUUAUUAAUAAUUCUUUCUAGGACAAUGAAUAAAAAAAAUAAGGAGCAA